AUGAAUUCCAUUAGUCUACCUGAUCCUUGCCUUACUGCUCAGACGAUUCGUACUGGCCUCGUUGACCCAGAUGUAGGAGGAAUUGCAGUAGGAGUGUCCAUUACCCUCGCGGAACUUUCUAAACAUAUGCCACAUCUCGAGAUAAUAGCGAUCCUCCUACGCUGGUCAGAGCCUGAGGAUGACCUCAAGACUUCGAUCUUUAUGCUUAUAUCGCAAGUCUAUCCCAUUCUCAUCGCAACGGCGUCAAGCAUUGGGAGCGAGAACCUCUCCUUGUUCGAUGCUCAUUAUGCUGUCGCCGUUACUGCUUCACCGAUAACAGUCUACCUUGUCUAUUCUUCAUUUCGAGACGUUUUCCGCCGUCCGAAUACUCUUUUUAAGAAGCUGGCGUCGUCUAAGGCCGUUGUGCGGUACCUCGGCCUGAUCCUACCCUUUCUCUGGCUGUUUGCCUUCAGCAAUAGUCCACUCUGCCGGGGAAUGACACUAUCUCUGUGGACUGAGUUCCAACUCGCAUCCAAUUUUAUCGGCGUCCUUAAUGGGUCUCCCAACAUGGAAGCGAAUUUUCUUAACCGUCUGGCAUGUACCGAUGGCGUGUUGGUGACUUCAGUCUUCUCUAUAAUACCGCCCUUCCUUGCCGUCGGCGAAUUACUCAUCAAGCGAUCGACCGAUAUAUGCAAUUACUUCAAGAGCCUGCCCCGGUAUCUCUAUACUGGUGUCCGAUUUUUACUGACUGGGCGACCAAACUCCUGCAAACAAGAUCUUUUGGAAACACGGCGCGCUUCCUGGUCACCCCUCCAAUGGCUAGGUGUGGAACUGGUGUGGACCAGUUACUUUGAGCUCGUAAGAUGGUGGAAGACCCGUGAAAUGACGACAGCGUCCCCAAUGGACAAGUUACUAUAUGAGAAAUUCAUCAAGUAUUUGAAGAGGACCUUCCAUCUCACAAUCGUCCUUCCCAUUGCCUUCGCCAUGUGCGCUGGCCCAUUAUUUGCCCCAUUUGCUGGCCUGCCUCUCGCCCAACAGUACCAAUGGACACACCUCUGUGACUCUUUCGCGGGAGAAGCCAUCAUCCAAUCUCCCUCACUUGGUUCUUCUCGACAGCCUUUCAUGUCAUUCUAUUACCCCGAAACCCCAGACUCAACAGCCAAAAUCCACUACUUCGACUACGUAAUGACGAACGACCCAAACGCAUCAACCCAAACGCUCUCAUUCGCCGGCGCAGCAUCACAAGGGGUCGUUCCCGCCGACCUCCGACCAAACAUCCAAUCCGUAUCAAUCGCCUCCCCCGGAAAAAACAAUGCCAUCUCAGCGCAAUGCGUAACCACAAUAAACUCAACUUCAGUUCCCGUCCCAUGCAUGACAGGGACUUAUCAAAUUUCACCCUAUCUCAACUUUUCACUCCAAGACUCUGGGAACACCACUUAUCUUCGGGCGGUCGAUAAAGAGUGGCAAUUCAUCGAUGAUGCCCCAAGCUUUGUCCUUCGAUACUCCUCAUCAGAUCCACGCCAGCCACUGGGAAGUAUAGCUAUUGAGACCGCUGUCACGGAGCGCAACCGCUGUGAGGUCCUCAAAGUCUGCCUUGGCUCCAGGAAAUUGGGUUUCGAUAUCCUGGCUCCCCUCGGUGUAGCGUUUAUCUCUCAGAACAACUUCGCCGCCUACUGCACGCAGCCUCGAAUUUAUAACCUUUAA
Laccaria bicolor S238N-H82 is the source of this 1683-nucleotide messenger RNA. RefSeq lists its product as uncharacterized. The coding region runs from base 1 to 1683 and encodes 560 amino acids. Lineage: Eukaryota; Fungi; Basidiomycota; Agaricomycetes; Agaricales; Hydnangiaceae. The record is from RefSeq and is a predicted model, not a curated record. The transcript has 7 exons.